AUUGGCGGGGCUGCCGCUUUGACAUCGAGGGUUUGAACAUGUCGCGCCUGCACCGAGUGGCCGGGCGCGAUCUCCGGAGAGCUGAGAAGGAUUGCGGUGUCUCAGUUCCUCAGGGACUGUUGAAGGCGGCAAGACAGAGCGGACAGUUAAACUUGUCUGGUCGGAAUCUCAGUGAAGUGCCUCAGUGUGUUUGGAGAAUAAAUGUGGAUAUCCCUGCAGAAGCGAAUCAGAACCUCUCAUUUGGUGCUACUGAAAGAUGGUGGGAACAAACGGAUUUGACCAAGUUAAUCAUAUCAAACAAUAAACUCCAGUCACUUACAGAUGACCUCCGGCUUUUGCCUGCACUGACUGUUCUUGAUAUACAUGACAAUCAACUGACAUCCCUUCCUCCUGCUAUAAGAGAGCUACAAAAUCUUCAGAAGCUUAAUGUCAGCCAUAACAAACUAGAAAUGCUCCCUGAAGAGAUGACACACCUAAGAAACUUGAAGGCCUUGUAUCUCCAGCAUAAUGCAUUAACUGAAAUACCAGAGGAAUUUGAGCAACUUUCCAAUUUAGAGGAUUUAGAUCUUUCGAACAAUCGUCUUAUAAGCAUUCCUGCUAGUUUUUCUUCUCUAUCCAGUCUAAUGCGACUCAAUCUUUCCAGUAACCAGUUGAAGAGUUUGCCAGCAGAAAUAAGUAGAAUGAAAAGAUUAAAGCACUUGGAUUGUAAUUGUAAUCUCUUGGAAACUAUACCUCCUGAAUUGGCUGGCAUGGAGUCAUUGGAAUUACUUUAUUUGCGGAGGAAUAAAUUACGUUUUCUACCUGAAUUUCCAUCUUGUAGACUAUUGAAGGAAUUACAUGUAGGUGAAAACCAGAUUGAAGUGUUAGGGGCAGAUCAUCUUAAGCAUCUGAAUUCUAUCCUUGUGCUAGACCUGAAGGAUAACAAGUUAAAAUCUGUUCCAAAUGAAAUUAUGCUACUACAUUCUUUGGAAAGGCUUGACCUAAGCAACAAUGAUAUUAGCAGUCUGCCCUAUUCAUUGGGAAACCUUCAUUUGAAAUUUUUGGCACUAGACGGAAAUCCUUUGAGAACUAUUCGAAGGGAAAUACUAAAUAAAGGAACUCAAGAAGUCCUCAAAUACCUAAGAAGCAAGAUCAGAGAUGAUGAACCAAGCCAGAGUGACGCUGGCACUGAGACUGCUAUGACAUUACCAAGUGAGUCCAGGGUCAAUGUACACUCCAUCAUCACACUAAAAUUAUUAGACUACAGUGAUAAGCAAACAGCUUUGAUUCCUAAUGAAGUAUUUGAUUCAGUGAAAAGCAACAUUAUCACUUCUAUUAACUUCAGUAAGAAUCAUCUAUCUGAAAUUCCAAAAAGGAUUGUGGAACUGAAGGAAAUGGUUUCUGAUGUCAACCUCAGUUUUAAUAAGCUCUCCUUUAUAUCCUCAGAGUUAUGUAUGCUUCAAAAAUUGACAUUUUUAGACCUGAGGAGUAAUUUUUUAAAUUCUUUGCCUGAAGAGAUGGAAUCAUUGACAAGAUUACAAACAAUCAAUCUGUCCUUUAAUAGGUUCAAAAUAUUCCCUGAAGUUCUGUAUCAUGUCUCCACACUAGAAACCAUUCUGAUUAGUAACAAUCAGGUUGGAUCUCUAGACCCUCAGAAAAUGAAGAUGAUGGAAAAUCUGAAUACGUUGGAUCUUCAAAAUAAUGAUCUCCUACAAAUUCCACCAGAGCUUGGAAACUGUGUGAGUCUAAGAACAUUGCUGCUAGAUGGAAAUCCAUUCCGUGUUCCUCGAGCAGCCAUAUUAAUGAAAGGAACAGCUGCUGUCCUGGAAUAUUUGAGAGACCGAAUUCCUACAAAUUAGUUGUUUCUUAAUCCUGGUUUUGUUGAUUUUUAGGAUGAGAGAACACUUUGUUUUAAUACCUUCCAAAAGGUAACAGCUAUAAUUGAUCUUACAGUUUCUUAGUAAUCACCUAGACAUUGAUAUAGUUGAGCUGUCUAUAAUCACUGCCAUUCAAAGUUCUUUAUUUACAACUAACAUUUUUCUGAAACGCCAUGUACAUUUAUAAUGGUAUUAAAUGAAUAGAGCCAUGUAAUUUCCAUACAUAUUGUUCUGAAUAUUUUACACAAGAGUUUUCCUACUCAAAUUCAUUCCCUUUUAACAUUGAAAAUACUGUUUUCAAAAGUAAAGUUUAUUUGAUGUGAUUUAAUAUUUUAUAGUAACAGCAUUUUUGUAGAUUUAUUUCAUUUUGUAUUCCAUAUGCUGUGACUAGUUGACUUGAAUAUGAAUGUCCAAUUUCUACCUUUUUAAUAGAAAUAAAAUCAAAAGGAAUUGCAUCUAAUGUUAUUCCUUGGGAUAAAAAAAACACUUAAAACUUUUCAGACCCAUGAUAACCCUUUUGUGAUAUGAUUAAUCUCAGUUCAAGUUGUGGGUUUUUUUGUUAUUGUUGAAGGUUUCUUUGUUGUUUUGUUUUCCAGCUAAGGUUCUAUGUGGCCCGCGCUGGCCUCUAAUGUGCAAUCUUCCUGCCUUAGCUUCCUGAGUUUAGGGUUACAACUUUGUGCCCUGCUCUCAGUAAAAGCUUUAAAUGAACAUUUACUGUCUUGAUGGGUUUUUUUGAUCGAGUUGAGAUUUUUGUUUGUCUAACCAUUUUGCCUUUUCCUUCCAUUUUAUGAAACCAUUUCAUCAGCAGUGCUUGCUUUAUAGAAAUGCUACUCAAGCUUCAGUUAUUGUAGAAAAUAGUGUUAUUGUAGGUGCUCUCACAAUUUUGAUGUUAAAACAAUAAUGUUUUUAAGUGUUAGUACUGUUUCCGAGGUGAUGUUCUAUUAUUUUUAAUUCUGGAGCUUCAAAGAGAUUGGAUCUCUCAGUGAAAGGGAGGGAGUGCAUUUAAGUGCUUUUUGUCUCUUACAACAAAAUAAAAUUGAAUACCUUAUCUCAUUAAUUGUGCAGAUAACAGAGACCAAUGCAUAGUCUAUACUAUAUAGAAGUCUCAAAAAGUCUUUUACUUUUCAUACAAAGCAGGUAUAUUUGUAUAUUUGCUUUUAUGAUAUACCUCUGGGUAGUUUUUAAUGAAGCUCUGUGCAGUUUUUUCUUUCUAGCACCUUAAUUUUGAGAUUUGUUUGCUGUUAUCAAGACUAAACUUGCAGUUAUAACGUUGCAAAAUGGAAUUGUAUGUAGAUUAACUUAAGUAAAACUCAAAUAUAAACAUCUUCAUGUAUCCCCAAAUUAUCUGAAUUACCAUAUGAUUCUAUUUGGUAGCCAAGGCAAUUGCAUGUAUAUCGAUACAUAGAUAGAUAGAUAGAUAGAUAGAUAGAUAGAUAGAUAGAAAUUUUUGGGUUGAGGCAUGCUUAUAUUAUGAAAAAUCAUUGUUAAUAAAGAUGCAUGUUCAUAAUAAAACCAGAGUUUUCAAAUAUUGAAUACAAGGUUGUUUUUGUUUGUAAAGAAACAUGUCUUUAUGUCUCAACUUUAAGAAGUCUACUUGAAUAGUAAAUCAAAGACACUUUACAAUAAGGUGACAUUUUAUUAUUUAUACAAUAAGGAGACUUUAUGUUAUUCAAAACACUUUUAAAUACUGAAAAAGUUGAGUACACCAAAGCCGAAAAAUGGCUCUGCUAUACACUGCACAGCUUUAUUUUAGUCCCUGUAUUUUGUAUCUGUACAGAAAGCAUCUUCAGAAUGCAUCCUCAUCACAUUGUACACCUUUACCCAGUAGUAUCAAUAUCAAUACAUAAAAUAAAACUGGAGAAUAUACUUGCAUUUGCAAAUUAAUCUCAGUGAUUCAGUAAAUUUAAAAUAUAGAUUCAUAGGACUUCUUUGCACAUAAAUGAAGCAGCUUUCAAGGUCAUUAUGUUCUCAUACUGCAAAAAAAACGCUAAGUACAUUCACAAUCUAUGUUAAUAAAGUAGUAAAUAUGUCUUCAUUCAGUUGUAUUUACAUCAAUAUGUAGUUUAACUAAAAAGUACUGUUAAGUCAUGAUAUAGUAGUCUUUUUAACACGUACAAAAAUGACAUUUUUAUAUAUAAUUUGAAGCUCAAAAUCACAAUUAUUUCAAAAUAUUAAUUACAAUACAGCCAUUUCAGUUAAACAUGUUAUGAUUUGAUUUUUUUUAUAAAAUGGUAAAACUUUAUUAAAGUAAGCAUUUUUUUAAUUGACUAGAGUACAUCCAAGUAGAAAAUCUUAAAUGUUAAGAGGUGUUUCCUGCCCCCUCCCACCCAAAUUUGUAUAUAGCCACCUAGGCUAGCAAAGAGACAGAAAAGGCCCCAAUUUAUAAAGAUUAAGCCUCUUUUGCUAUACUGCUGUGGCUUGUUGGUAUUUCCAUAAAAGCUUUACAAGGGAAGCAUCAAUAAACUAGUGGAAUGCAUGCAGUAAUAUACAAUAUGUCUAUGUAAAAAUGUCAGUGUUUACCAGUGCACAUUAAAAUGCUCACAAAGAUUGCAAAAGAAGUCAUAAAGAAGCUCUUUAUCUACCAAUCACAUAUUGUAAACUUGAAGAACUACAUGGUAAUGUAAUAGAAUUUCUUUGAACUCAUAUCCCAAUUCAAGUUUUCUCUGACUGAAAGAGCUGUUGUUUACUUGGCCUUAAGAUGUCACUGUUGUGCUGCACAUAUGGUAGUGAAGUUCUAUGCCACAAAAAGUAGAGAUGGUAAUAAUUUUACUAAAAUAGUAAUUCAAGUAAGCAUUACUACUUAGGAAUUUUUUUUAGCUUACAGGAGAGUGAAAUAUUUCACUAACUGACUUAUAUGACAUCAAAAUGGAAAACCUUUCUAUAUGU
Perognathus longimembris pacificus (Pacific pocket mouse) is the source of this 4742-nucleotide messenger RNA. RefSeq names its product leucine rich repeat containing 40 (gene Lrrc40). Gene Ontology annotation, molecular function: protein binding. The record is from RefSeq and is a predicted model, not a curated record. NCBI's taxonomy places the organism in Eukaryota, Metazoa, Chordata, Mammalia, Rodentia, Heteromyidae. Bases 39 to 1838 code for a protein of 599 amino acids. The transcript has 15 exons.